This is a messenger RNA of Apiotrichum porosum, 1845 nucleotides long. RefSeq lists its product as uncharacterized. The transcript has 5 exons. Gene Ontology annotation, biological process: fatty acid metabolic process. Gene Ontology annotation, molecular function: medium-chain fatty acid-CoA ligase activity. The record is from RefSeq and is a predicted model, not a curated record. NCBI's taxonomy places the organism in Eukaryota, Fungi, Basidiomycota, Tremellomycetes, Trichosporonales, Trichosporonaceae. The coding region runs from base 1 to 1845 and encodes 614 amino acids.
AUGAACCAGCUGCCACCGCCACCGGAGAACCCCCUCUCAUAUGAGGAAUGCGACAGGAUCCUGCUCGACACGCCCACUUUUGCCACAGAGGAAGUAGUAAUCAAGGGCAUCACGCACCGUACUUGGAAGAAUGCCGAACCCAACUUCCGCGUCUUCAUGCUGGACAAGUUUGCCCAGUGGCGCGACCGCACUAUGAUCUCUGCGCCUGUACCCGAGCCCGCCGACUUCUAUGCCCGCGAGGUGUUGACCUAUGGCCAGGUGUUUGAUCAUGCUGUCCAGCUGGCCGGAUGGUUGAGGGAGCAAGGUGUUGGACUCGGCACCCGCGUUGGCAUCGGCGGCUUGAACUGCACGGCCUGGAUGGAGUCAUUUGUUGCUAUCCAUCUCCUCGGUGCCGUACCAGUGCUACUCAAUUCGACAAUGCAGCUCGACGCUCAUAUCCACUGCCUCGCCCUCACCAAGCCCAAACUCACGCUCGUCGACGUUGACCUGGCCAAGAUCCUUGGACCGGCAUCGGCGCAGCUCCUGGCUAAGAACAUUGGCCCAAUCUACUGCUGGUCAUCUGUCAGCCACACGUCGCCUGCCACUCGAGCUGGUGUUCAGGAAGUCGUCAGCCCCAAGCCAUCGGCGGCAUCUGUGCGUGCCGUCCUGACUGGCGAGGGACUCGGUAUCGACUCGCUCGGGCCAGACAGCGACGGGAUGAUAUUGUUCACGUCGGGAACGACCAGCAUGCCAAAGGGCGUGCUCAGUGACCAGCGUGCAGCACUUGUCCACUUUAUUUCAGGCCUCGCCAUGGGCGUGCGCAUGGCCCUGCGUGCUGGAGCACCGCUCGAGAUGGCCAUGGAUCUCACAAAGCCUCCCGAGGUCCAGAGCGUCAUGCUUCUCGCUGUGCCACUCUUCCACGUUACCGGUUGCCUCGGAUGGAUGAUGCGUGCAAUGGCAUUUGGCAUGCGCAUGGUAUUCAUGCGCCGCUGGAGCGUCAAGGACGCUAUUGACAUCAUCGUCAAGGAAAAGUGCACCGUCAUUGGCGGUGUUCCCUCCAUUGCGGUCGCGGUCCUCCAGUCACCUCUUCUCCCCGAGGACCACGUCAUUGAGAAUGUCACUUACGGUGGCGCUCCCCCUGCCCAGCGUCUUGGAGACGACAUUGUCAAGCGCUGGCCCAUGUCUAUGCCAACCCAUGCGUACGGCAUGACGGAGACGAAUGGUCUCCACACGGGCUUUACUGGCCCAGACUACCUCGCCAACCCCGAGGCCGUCGGACCCGCCGUCCCCAUCUGUUCCAUCCGCAUCGUCGACCAAGAGACAAAAGAGGUCUUGGGCCCCAACCAGAUCGGCAUCGUCCAAUGCAAGGGCCCUAAUAUCAUGAAGGAGUAUGUCGACAACCCCAAGGCCACCGCCGAGACCCUAACAGCGGACGGCUGGCUGGACACCGGCGACAUGGCCAUGAUCGGCGACAAUGGAUUCCUGUACAUUCGUGAUCGCGCAAAGGACGUCAUCAUCCGUGGUGGAGAGAACAUUGCCUCUGCAGAGGUCGAGAACGCCGUUGCCAUGGACGACCGCAUCGCCGAGGUGGCCGCCGUUGCCGUGCCCUGUGCCAGGCUGGGUGAGCGGGUGGGUAUUGCCGUCAGUCUCGCGCCCGGUGCCAGUGCUACCUCUCACGACAUUCUGAAAACGGUCGAGCCGAGGUUGCGACACCCGGCGCGCCCUGCCAUUGUCUUGGUGCUUGAUCUGUUGCCCCGCAACGCCAACGGCAAGAUUGUGAAGUCGGACGUUAAGAAGAUUGUGCAUGCCGAGUGGGCCAAGAUCGGUGGCGAGCACGAUGCCCCUGCCCCUCGAGCCAAACUCUAG